Messenger RNA from Cryptosporidium ubiquitum, 1758 nucleotides. RefSeq lists its product as uncharacterized. The record is from RefSeq and is a predicted model, not a curated record. The transcript has a single exon. Gene Ontology annotation, cellular component: replication fork protection complex; nucleus. Gene Ontology annotation, biological process: DNA replication; DNA replication initiation. NCBI's taxonomy places the organism in Eukaryota, Apicomplexa, Conoidasida, Eucoccidiorida, Cryptosporidiidae. The coding region runs from base 1 to 1758 and encodes 585 amino acids. Gene Ontology annotation, molecular function: DNA replication origin binding; single-stranded DNA binding.
AUGGAAAUUCAUGAAAAAAAUUCGAACGAAAAUAGCCAAAUAUUCGAGGAAAAUUCAGGUUUAAUUUUGGAAAAUAUUUUUAUUCCAAAAAUUAAAUUGCAAAAAAUUAUUGAAAAUGGUAACAUAAUCAAAUUGUCUGGACUAGAUCAAAUUAGAGUAAUUUCCAAAGAUGAGUCUAGGAAUAAUUAUAUAUUUAUUGUGUUUUAUUCAAUUUCAAAUGAUUUAAACCGUUAUGAUGAUGUUAACAAAAGAUAUGCUAUAUGGAAUAUCACUGAUCUUAGAGACAAUAAGUGCAGGCUUUAUCUUUUUGGAGAAGUAUUUGAGGAACUCCAAAAUGAAACUAUUGGGCAUUUAUAUCUAAUCAUAAACCCAUCAGUAAUUACUUCCGAUUUGAAAAAUUGUAAAAGUUAUUUGAGUAUUUCAAAAAUAAACCAAGUUAUUAAGGUGGGUAAAGUUAAAGGAUUCGGCAUUUGUAAGGGGAUUAAUAAAAAUGGAACAAUAUGUACAAAUCCAAUCGACUCCAACUAUCAGGGACCACUCUGUAAAUAUCAUGGUUCUUUUAAAUCAAAAGAAAAUUCGAAAAAAAAUUUGAAUGGCAAUCUAUUAAUAUUUUCUUCGAUGAUAAAAAAUGGUAGAAACGAGCUUAUUCACACUGAAAGCACAGAAAAUAUGAAAAUAGACGCACCUAAACACAAUUCAAAUGAGAAUAAAAUACAUUAUAGGAGGUUAGUCAAACAAAAUUUGAACAAAAGCGAGUAUUUCAGUAUUAAUGAGGAAUCAAAACGUACUAGAACCGAUUAUAUUGAAGAUAUAUUAAAGAAAAACGAAAUUUUCGAUCUUAACAAUAAAUUAAAUAAUGCAAUUAAAGAAAAUAAUACUAGUGAAGUACUAAUUAUUCUGAGAUACCUUUCAAACUUUGACACAUCCAAUACAACCCUUGAUCAAAUAAUUAAAAGCGGAAUUAUUUAUUCUAUUUCAAAUCUGGAACUGAAAACUACAGAAAUCGAAACUGCAAUAUUUGCCUUGAAGGUUAGACACAAGUUCUGUAAUAGUAAGGGAUACUGGCCAAGAAUUGUAACAGAAGAACCUGACGAACAUCAAAAUUUAAAAGUAUUAGAAACGCACUUAGAUUUAAGUUGGAAAAAUAUACACAAAAAAAUCUCGUCGUUUGAGGAAGAAAUAUCAGAGAAAAAGAUGAAAAAAGAUACAGAUUUAUUAUUAGGAAUUACAAAAACCAAAAAGCAAAUAAUCAAAAAACAAAGCUCAAACUUGAAUAACGUAAUAUCCAAGAUUGAUAAGGUUGUAUCACUCAAUACAUCAUGUGAUGACGCAAUUCGAAAACUAGAAAACAGUCAACUUAAAAAAAAACUGAUUGAACUAGAAGAAGCGGAUAAUAAAGCCGAGUUUAAAAGAAAUAUCAAUUCCAUUAAAAUUUUAAAUGCAAUAAAAUGCAAAAAAUGUGGCAUUUGGACAGAGGGUAAUGCAAAUCCUGUUUGUAAAGAAGAGCAUCCAGAAUCCAUCAUAUUUAAUCAAAGUGCAAUAAAAGAAUCUUGGCUAUGUAAGUCAUGCAAUGAGCGGAUAUAUAGCAUAAAUGGAUAUUUAAACCCGUAUUGCCCAAAAUGUAAAGCAGAUACAGUGUGUAAUUUAAAAAGGAAUUCGAUUUAUAAAUUGAAAACAAAAUUCCCCAAUUUAAAUGAAACCUUGUUAAUUCGAAAUGGAGAGACAAUGGGCGAAAUGGAGCGCAUAGAUUUAAUUUAA